AUGGAGGUAGAGUCCAGCACCUACAGCGACUUCAUCUCCUGCGACCGGGCGGGCCGCAGAAACGCCGUCCACGACAUCCAGCGGGACGCGAGCAGCAUCGCCCUGCGCAAGCUGUCCCAGGAGCUGGGAGACCUCUCUGUUGAAGGAGCAGAAAGCCCAGGAGAUGCCACCUCUUCCAAGAAUGACCCCGGAGCAAGACCAAAGGAGCAGGGAAACAGCCCCUCCCCAUGA
Messenger RNA from Chaetura pelagica (chimney swift), 231 nucleotides. RefSeq names its product protein kinase (cAMP-dependent, catalytic) inhibitor gamma (gene PKIG). NCBI's taxonomy places the organism in Eukaryota, Metazoa, Chordata, Aves, Apodiformes, Apodidae. The transcript has 2 exons. Gene Ontology annotation, molecular function: cAMP-dependent protein kinase inhibitor activity. Gene Ontology annotation, cellular component: nucleus; cytoplasm. Bases 1 to 231 code for a protein of 76 amino acids. Gene Ontology annotation, biological process: negative regulation of cAMP-dependent protein kinase activity. The record is from RefSeq and is a predicted model, not a curated record.